AUGUUGACACUCACACCAGCGGCACGCAUGCUCACAGGUCGAUCGGUCAUCGCGAGCACCUCGCUUCGCACGCUCUCGACCACCCCUUUGCGCGCAGCCGGCGGAUUCAACCGACCCGGCCCACCGCCUCUCCCGCCCAAAGAGCAGAAGGAGUUCGAAUCGCUCGUGAAGCAGAAGCAAAAUGCAUCGCCAUUCCUAGCCUCGGACCCAGAGAAGGGCGACAUGCACCCGGAUGCGCGGCGCAAGCCACGACCGGAGUUCGAUGGCGAAACCAACCCCAACACGGGCGAGAUCGGCGGUCCCAAGAACGACCCGCUCAAACACGAGAGGGAAUGGACCUAUGGCGGAAGGGCGACGGAUUUCUAA
This is a messenger RNA of Kalmanozyma brasiliensis GHG001, 366 nucleotides long. Its product is annotated as Protein of unknown function DUF1674. The coding region runs from base 1 to 366 and encodes 121 amino acids. Gene Ontology annotation, cellular component: mitochondrion. The transcript is spliced from 2 exons. The record is from RefSeq and is a predicted model, not a curated record. Lineage: Eukaryota; Fungi; Basidiomycota; Ustilaginomycetes; Ustilaginales. Gene Ontology annotation, biological process: mitochondrial respiratory chain complex II assembly.